Messenger RNA from Sus scrofa (pig), 1340 nucleotides. Lineage: Eukaryota; Metazoa; Chordata; Mammalia; Artiodactyla; Suidae. The record is from RefSeq and is a predicted model, not a curated record.
CAGCAAGGGGACCUCCACACUCUCAGAGGCAAAGAGCAGCACACACGGCUGAAGGGACGCUCAGAGGAGGGAACCCCAGAGGACGGUGGCCAUGGACCUGAUCCCAAGCUUUUCUGUGGAAACCUGGCUUCUCCUGGUUACCAGCCUGGUGCUCCUCUAUCUAUAUGGGAUUUAUUCACAUGGACUUUUUAAGAAGCUGGGGAUCCCCAGGCCAAGACCUCUGCCUUAUUUUGGAAAUGUUCUGGCCUACCGUAAGGGUAUGUGGAAUUUCGAUAAUAAAUGUUUUAAAGAGUAUGGGAAAAUGUGGGGGUUUUUUGAUGGUCAGCAGCCCGUGUUGGCUAUCACAGAUCCAGACAUGAUCAAAACAGUCCUGGUAAAAGAAUCUUACUUGGUCUUCACAAACUGGCGAUAUUUUGGCCCAUUGGGAAUUAUGAAAAAUUCCAUGUGUCUGGCUGUGGAUGAACAAUGGAAGAGAAUACGAACGUUGCUGUCUCCAACCUUCACCAGUGGAAAGCUCAAGAAGAUGUUUCCCAUCGUUGUUCAGUAUGGAGAUGCACUGGUGAGGAACCUGAGGAAGGAAACAGAGAAAGGCAAGCCCAUCAAUGUGAAAGACAUCUUUGGAGCCUACAGCCUGGAUAUGACUACUGGAACAUUAUUUGGAGUGAAAAUUGAUUCUCUCAACAAUCCACAACAUCCAUUUGUGGAAUAUGUCCAAAAAAUUGUAAUAUUUGAUUGUCUCGAUUAAUUACUUCUCUUUAUAACACUCUUUCCAUUCCUCAGCCCCGUCUCUGAAGUAUUAAAUAUCUCUCUGUUUUCAAAAAGUGCCAUGGAUUUUUUCACAAAAUUUGUAAAAAGCAUAAAAGAAAGUCGCCUCAAAGAUCAACAAAUGCACCGAGUGGACCUUCUUCAGCUGAUAAUUAACCACCAGAAUUAUAAAGAAAUGGACGCCCAUAAAGUCCUGUUUGACGAAGAACUUGUGGCCCAAGGUAUUACCUUUAUUUUUGCUGGCUAUGAGACCACUAGCACUCCUCUGUCCUUCCUGAUGUAUAAAUUGGCCACUCACCCUGACAUCCAGGAGAAGCUGCAGAAGGAGAUUGAUGUGACCUUCCCCAGUAAGACACCUCCAACCUACGAUGCCCUGGCACAGAUGGAAUACCUUGACAUGGUGUUGAAUGAAAUUCUCAGAUUAAUCCCACUUGCUGCUAGACUCGAAAGAGUCUGUAAGAAGGACAUGGAAGUCCAUGGGAUGUUCCUUCCCAGAGGGACCGUGAUGCCCCAGGGAAGGGGACCCACCCUGAUCCAGGCUGGUCUGAGCACAUUCUGAGGACUCAAUUAUUGUA